AUAACUUGCAAGAUCAUCAAACACCUCAAGGGAGACUCCAAGAUCGUUCCAACGCCUCCACAAAACAACCCAAAACAAACCGAAAACACACACACAUUCACAUCAAUAUGCCCGCUUCGUACAAGGUCGCCGAUAUCUCCCUUGCCGCUUUCGGCCGCAAGGAGAUUGACAUUGCUGAGCAUGAGAUGCCUGGUCUCUUGGCCAUCCGAGAGAGGUACGGACCUGAGCAGCCCCUCAAGGGUGCCAGGAUUGCCGGAUGUCUCCACAUGACCAUCCAGACCGCCGUCCUCAUCGAGACCCUUACCCACCUCGGUGCCCAGGUCACCUGGUCGUCGUGCAACAUCUUCUCCACCCAGGACCACGCCGCCGCUGCCAUCGCUGCUACCGGUGUCCCUGUCUUUGCCUGGAAGGGUGAGACCGAGGAGGAGUACACCUGGUGCAUCGAGCAACAGUUGACUGCUUUCCCCGACGGUCAAGCCCCCAACAUGCUCUUGGAUGACGGUGGUGACCUCACCUCGCUCGUUCACGAGAAGCACCCCGAGAUGCUCAAGGAGAUCAAGGGUGUCUCGGAGGAGACCACUACCGGAGUUCACCACCUGUACAAGGCUUUCAGGGAGGGACGACUCAAGAUUCCCGCCAUCAACGUCAACGACUCGGUCACCAAGAGCAAGUUCGACAACUACUACGGUUGUCGGGAGUCUUUGGUCGAUGGAAUCAAGAGGGCCACCGAUGUCAUGCUCGCCGGAAAGGUUGCUGUCGUCGCUGGAUUCGGAGACGUCGGCAAGGGUUGCGCCGAGUCGCUCCGAUCGUAUGGUUCGCGAGUCAUCGUGACCGAGAUCGACCCUAUCAACGCCUUGCAGGCCGCUAUGGCUGGAUACGAGGUCACUACUAUGGAGGAGGCCGCCCCCAAGGCUAACAUCUUCGUCACCACCACGGGAUGCCGAGACAUCAUCACCGGCGACCACUUCAGCGUGAUGCAGGAGGACGCCAUUGUCUGCAACAUCGGUCACUUCGACAUCGAGAUCGACGUCGCUUGGUUGAAGCAGAACGCUCAAAGCGUUUCCAACAUCAAGCCUCAGGUCGACCGAUACACCAUGCCCUCAGGCAAGCACAUCAUCUUGCUCGCCGAGGGACGACUGGUCAACUUGGGAUGCGCCACCGGACACCCUUCGUUUGUCAUGUCGUGUUCGUUCGCCAACCAGACCUUGGCCCAGAUCGCGCUCUGGACCAACAACGCCGCCUACCCCGUCGGUGUGCACAUUCUCCCCAAGGCUUUGGAUGAGGAAGUCGCCAGGUCCCACUUGGGAGCCCUCAACAUCAAGCUCACCGAGCUGUCGACUGUUCAGGCCGACUACCUCGGUCUGCCUUCGGCCGGUCCUUACAAGCCCGACCACUACCGAUACUAAUCGGCUUAACGACAUGGCCUCUGACCAUUCUAUGCGGUCGAGCAUGAGAUUUCCGGCGCUUCCACUGCGUCUUAUACAAAAGAUAGUCAAAUACACAAAAGAACUCUGCCUAACGAUCCCUGUUGUUACGACCCGACGAUGUUGAACCGUUCGCUUCAUGCUUCUGGGACUUGUCACUGUGUUCAUCCAUAGAAGUUAUAUUCAUUAUGAAUGUCAUCGAUCUUGACCGCCCUG
Molecule: messenger RNA, 1640 nt
Organism: Filobasidium floriforme
Lineage: Eukaryota; Fungi; Basidiomycota; Tremellomycetes; Filobasidiales; Filobasidiaceae
Product: putative adenosylhomocysteinase
Exons: 15
Coding region: 108-1406 (432 amino acids)
Biological process (GO): L-methionine cycle
Cellular component (GO): cytosol
Molecular function (GO): adenosylhomocysteinase activity
Source: RefSeq, a predicted model, not a curated record